Molecule: messenger RNA, 5275 nt
Organism: Ectocarpus sp. CCAP 1310/34
Lineage: Eukaryota; Phaeophyceae; Ectocarpales; Ectocarpaceae
Source: the annotation of a GenBank genome assembly
AUGUUCGCGGUGGAUGCCAGCCAGAACACCGUGUUUCACAACGCGGCCCGUAACGGGAUGCUGUGGGCGUUAGCCUUCUUCCUGUCGACGGAAGCCACGAAGUACAAAGCAAUACGCGCAGGAGACGGAGGAGGGGUUGGAAUCGUGCGGGAGGACACGGCAAGAAACGGCGGCGGCGUCAGCGGCGGUGCAGAGGCCGGCAGCGGCGGCGACCCCGGUCAAGGAGGAGGCUGCGCGAAGGACGGCGGUUGCAGCGGUGAUCUCCGUGAUGAAGGUGAAAGCGCGGACACUGAAGCAGCGACGGCGGCGACCUUCGGCCGCCGUAAGACCCGAGCCGGCUCCACCGAAACGGAGAACAGCGACAACUGCUGUGGCACUGCCGGGGCGGCGGCAGCAGGGGAGACAGGUCCAGCAGCCGCAGCGACAGGCGGGCACGACGCGACGACCCCCCUCGACCCGAGGGUGGCUUCGCUACUGUUCCGCACCGACUGCGACGGCCACACGGCGCUGGACUGGGCCUGCUAUUCGGGCCACACCGGGGUGACCAAGCUUCUCGUCGAGCACGGCCUGAACCCCUGGUCCUUGGACGCGGGAGGGAAGAGCUGCUUGCACUGGGCGGCGAGCCAGGGUCGGGCGGAGACGUGCCGCUACCUCGUGCUUCUCGGCAUGGACCCUCGCCUACCAGAUGGCGGCGGCUCGAGCGCGUUCGUGCUAGCCGAGGGCAACCACGACCCCCGCCUCACGCUGGCGGCGCUGCGUCUCGCAGACGACGUACGGCGGAUUCGCACUCGCCGCGAAGGCGGCGGGGGUUGUUGUUCUGCCGUGGUGUCGACGAUAAUCAGUCGUGGUAGUGGUAGGAGGGUCGGUGGCCGCAGCAGCAGAAGCAGCAGCGGCAGCGGCGGCUCCUUUGGCGUCGGUGAAGUGGACGGGCGUUUCGCGAAGCGGGCGCCGACCGCCGGGUCGGCGGUGCGCGGAGAGGGGAGUCCCGGUGAUGUGGAGAAGGGAGGGGGCGGGUUUACCCCCGGCAGCGACGCCGCGUGUACGAAAAGCGCGGUCAUGUUAGACGGAGAACUGUCUAAAUUCUUCGACAUUGAGCAGGGGGUCCCACAAGGUCGCACGCUGUCCCCAACAUUGUUCCAGGUGUUCAUCAACGAUCUGUUGGAAGUCGUAAAGGCAGUCCGGAAGGGAGUACAAGUAGGGGACACGGAAACGUCGGUUUCAGGAAUGCUGUUUGCGGAUGAUAUUGUCGGUAUGUCGGACACCCCUGAGGGACUGCAACUGCAAAUUGACGCGGCGAAGAAGUUUACUGAUAAGUGGAGAUUGUCUGCCAACGUUCAGAAGAGUGCCGUCAUGGUAUGCAACGAGAACAAGGAGGAACCAGUAGAACAUAGAUGGAAGUGGGGGAUCGAGGAGAUUGCAGUAGUGGACCAGUACACAUACCUCGGAGUAGAGAUCGCAAAAGACUGCUCGUGGAAUGCACACAUGUCCAAGGUAGCGGAAAAGGGCAAAUCACGAGCAGGGAAGCUGCAUCCAAUACUCGCAAACCGGCACCUCGAUACACGCAUCAAAUUGACGGUUUUGAAGAGCAUAAUCGUACCGCCGCUAGAGUACACCGGAGAAGUAUGGGAAGGAAAUAAGAAGGUAGUGAAAGAACUCGAGGCGGCGCAGAUGAAAGCAGCGAAAACCAUCCUAGGAUGCUCCAGGCGCACAAGUAAUGCAGCCGUGAGGGCAGAAUUGGGGAUCCAAUCCCUACGGUCGGGAAGAGACGCGAGGAAGCUGACCUGGCAGUAUCGCAUGUGCGGGAUGGGAGAGGAGAGGUUGCCGAGAAUUGUAUGGGAGGCGAAGUGGGCAAACAAAAAGAGGGGUAGACAACCCACGGAAUGGGUCAAGGUUGUAGAGGACGUAUGGAAGGGGCUCGACAUCGACGAAGAUGAAACGCUGGAAACGGAGGGUCUACAGAGGUUCAAGGAGAAGAUUUCUGUUGCUUGUGCCGAGAGAGAACAGAAUCUAAGGAAAGAAUCCAAGGAUGAGGAGGGUCUGGAAGUUUACGGAAUGUUGAAGGAAGGAAUAGGGUUCAAGGACUACCUACAUGGACCAGUGGAUGCAGGAAGAAAGCUUAAGACGGAAGACGACGAGUUCAAAUGUGAUUGCGGCUUCGAAUGCGAAGACCGUGUUCAUGUAGUCGCGGAAUGCGACAUCAUCGUCCUUCCCGAGCGCCUGAACCCGACGAGGGCGUGGGUAGUCGCGUCGUACGCGAUCCCCAUCUGCGGGGUCUGGGCGCUGUCUUUCGUCGUGCCUUGGUGGGGAUGGUUUCUGGGGAGUGUCGCCGUGCUUGCAGCGACCCGUAAGGCCGCGCAGCUCGCGGCUGUUUUCGGAGGCUGCGGCGGCCGGAAGGGGGGUGCCUCGGAUGGGAGAGCGGGGGGGCCAUGGGGGAGGCGCGGGAGAGACGCACCCGCUUCGGCGGUUCUCCCGGACCCGCCAUCCCGGACCGUGACGGUUCUCCUAGCCCCCGAGAAGCACCUCGCCGUCUGGGCCGGCAUGGCCCUCUGUUUCCUCUCCCAGACCAUCGUCGUCGCGAUUCAGAUCCUGGUGUCCACUACCACCACCACCGCCGACCGUUCUUUCGCCGGUUCUUCGAUCACCGGCGGCGACGGCGGCGGCAGAACUGCCAAAAUGACGGCAACGGCGUGGGCCGCGUGCGCCUCGGUCGGCUUCCUGGCGGCGAUGCUGGCGCUGUGGUGGACCCUGCUGGCCGGCGACGGCCGCGGGGCGGCGGUGGCGCAAGCGGCCGCGGGGGCAGGAGGAGGCCGACCGGCGGCUUCACCGGGAAGGCGGCAGCCGCGGCGGCGGCGGCGGCGGCGGCAGCGGGUCGGGAUGGGGCGGGGGGACCCUGGGGCCGUGGUCAUGUGUCCGAGGGAGGACAUGAGGGCGCUUGUAGAGGGUGUGGCGGCGACCGUGGGACCGCCGGAACCGAGGCGCCUGUGUCAGACGUGCCUGGUGCGGAAGCCGACGAGGUCCAAGCACUGCGCGGAGUGCGGCCUGUGCGUCGGCAGGAUGGACCACCACUGCAUGUGGCUCAACAACUGCGUGGGCUGCGGAAACCACCGGCGCUUCGUGGCCUUCGUCUUGUGCCAGCUGGGGUACGCGGCGCUCUUCCUGUCGGUCUCGAUUGCCUCCAUGGCCAAGGAAAUUUCUUCGGAGGGAGGCGUCGUCAAGGUGCUGGGGACUCUGCUGGGUAAGACUUAUCUCCCGACCUUCCUUCUGACGCUUGCGUCGGCAUUCGGAGUCGUCAUGCUUACCGGGAUCGCUCACGAGCAGAUCCGGAACAUGCUGUCGAACUUCACUUCGAACGAACGGAUAAACCAGCGGCGUUACCCUUGGCUGAACGCCACCCCGCGAGGGCCCCCGUUCAACCGCUACGACCUUGGCCCGUGGGGCAACUUCAUGGAGUUCUGGGGGAUCGGCGGCGGCAACGGCGGUGGCAAAGACGGCGGGGGCGGCAUCGCGCCCGGUGGUAGUAGUGCGGCGGCGGCGGUGGCGGCCGCUGUUUCCAUCCGGCGUCGUCGUCGUCCAAGGGAUAACGACAACAAGCGUGCGGAUUGCAGCGGCGGAACCUCUUGCCACGGAGGAGUGGAGGAGGAAGAAGAGGAGAAGCAUGCCGGGCCGUCGGCGGACGGGGACGGUGCGCACUCCCUGGAGGUCGAAGGGGUUGAGCUCGUCGAACGGACCGCCGCUUCUGCUGCUGCGGAUGGCGGCGGCGGCGGCGGAGGCGGCGGAGGCGAUGGUCGUAGGAGCACGGCAUAUGCCGCUGCCGCCAUCCCGACCGCUGCUGUUCUGGACGCGGGGGUUGUUCCCGUUGCUGCUGCUGGUGUUUGCGAUGGCGGCGGCGGGGGGGAAACAUCGUCCGGGUUCGCUUUAGUGUAACGGUAGACGCGGUGCUGAUGGUCGGCCGCUUUGUUUUGUUUUCCUGGGGCAAAACGUGUUGUUCUGGGUACAUUUUUGUUGUCGUUGUCGUUGUUGUGUUAGGUUCCGACUAAUUCGACGAGCGUUACCUUGCGUAUCUCUUCCCCCAAACCAAUAAACAAUUAAAAUUCAAUUAAAUACGCAUACAUGCAACACACACGUGCAUAAGAAAAAAACAAAAUGCACUCACUUCAGGAGGGACGUCAUGUCAGGAGCGGGGUGCUUGUCGAUGAAGCAGAUGUCGUUGAGAGAAAGUCGAUGUUUGAGCACUUGUCGCCGAUACCAAUACACGAGCGCUAGACACGUGCGGAUGUGCUAGAUCUUACUGUGUUUUCGAGGGGUAACAUGAACGUUUGUUUUACGAAUAACUGCCGUUGAUUGGCACUGCAGCUAUUCUCGAUUUGCUUUUACUCUGUUGCCGCGCUCUCUUUCUUGUAACAGAGAUUCUGCGGCCAUGUACGCAUUUAUGGUGUGCAACUACAAUACGGUAUUAUUACCAUAGAACCGCUAGUGAAUGAAGCGCGAGUCGGUCUUGGGUGCAGGUCUACAAGUGUGGAUUUGCGAGGUUCUUUCUUUCGUGUGCAGUGCAGCGUUGAGAUUCUGUAUUCGUGUAAGAUUUGUUAUGCGUACGUGCGGACUUCUGAUUUUAGGCACGACGCAGAUUUGCUGCCCGAGCGGACGAACCGACGCCGGACGCUAUAUUUAUCACCAUUGGUACACAAACACACAUGGUGGUAAUGCGUGCACGCGUGCUAUUUUCUUUGAUAUAUUGCAGAACGAUCUAGAUGUUACCGUUCAUCACGCUGGCUUCUCCCACUUACCAAGGGCGCAAGGCUCUUAAAGUGGCUGAUAUUCUCCACGAAAUGGUUCGUUAAUAAUAGUCUAUUAUAUUCGCAUUCUUCUGUUUUUCAGCCCCGUCGAUAACCGAGGGUGGGUGCGUUAUUGUUUUUUGCAAAGAAAUGGCUGGAUUCUCGUAGGAUUCAGUAAAGUUCCAGGCAAGGGAUAUGUGCUAACGGGCAAGUCUACAACAGAGCGGAGGGGGGGAAUGUUAAUGUUGCAUCUCUUCCUGUUUUUUUUUUUUCUGUUCGGUCCAUGUUCUUCAAUGUUGUUCAACGUAUGUAGCGAGCUCAUUCUGAGAUCCGAUCCAGGGUUUGUAAGUGCCGGAGCGCUGCCCUAUUGCGAGUAAACUUGGCAUGUUUUUGAAGUAUUUUUUUUUGUACCCGCAACAGAAACCCCAAUUUGCAAUUGGAAGAAAGACUUGAUUUUACAACGUUGAGUUGCGCUGAAGAUGUCGCCGUUCCGACGCGAGCCG